Anopheles bellator is the source of this 1223-nucleotide messenger RNA. RefSeq names its product 5-formyltetrahydrofolate cyclo-ligase (gene Mthfs). The record is from RefSeq and is a predicted model, not a curated record. Gene Ontology annotation, biological process: tetrahydrofolate interconversion; folic acid-containing compound biosynthetic process. NCBI's taxonomy places the organism in Eukaryota, Metazoa, Arthropoda, Insecta, Diptera, Culicidae. Gene Ontology annotation, cellular component: mitochondrion. Gene Ontology annotation, molecular function: 5-formyltetrahydrofolate cyclo-ligase activity. The transcript has 5 exons. The coding region runs from base 128 to 736 and encodes 202 amino acids.
UCAAAAUAAAGUGUCUCGUCGACCGGUUGGAUUGUGAAAGCACGGCAAAUAUUUAGCGGCAAUUAGUGACGGCAAAGUGUCUGUGGUGCUUUAUAAUUAGUCUGUUUCGAAAAGCAAACGGUAGAUCAUGCAACGCAUUCAGAACCCAGCCAAGGUGGCUCUACGCCAGAAGAUAGCGAAGCGACUGCAAUCGCUUACGGCCGACGAACGACGUCGACAAUCGGACAGCAUCAUCGGCAAGAUUUUAGAUCUUCCCUUCUACAAACGGUCGCAAAAGAUUAGCAUUUAUCUCAGCACCGACACCGAAGUUGACACGCAGCCACUGCUCGCGCGAAUGCUGAAGGAACAGAAACAGGUUUUCGUGCCGACCUACAACAAAAAGGCGAUGCGAAUGGUAAGCAUCAUUGAUAUGGAGGAUUACGAUGGGCUUCCGAAAACUUCGUGGAAUAUCAAACAGCCCGGCUUUAAUGAUCCGCACCGUGACGAUGCCUUCGCAACAGGGCUGGAUCUUAUCAUUCUGCCCGGCGUAGCCUUUACCACCGGUGGCAAGCGUCUCGGUCACGGAGGCGGUUACUAUGAUCGAUUUCUGGCGGAAUACUUUAGCAAAUUUCCCAACACGCCCGAACGCACGACGCAGCUAGUGGCGGUGGGGUUCCGCGAGCAGCUGGUGGCAGACGACGAACUUCCGACCGACGAGCACGAUCAACUGCUCAACUUGGUCCUGUCCGCGGACUGAUGGCACGCACUGCGAAAUGAAUGGCCGAAUUACUAAUAUUAUUAAUAUUACUAAUAUUACUAAUUACUAAUUAAUCCUUCGUAGAAAUCCGUGUUUUUUUGGUUUUUUUUCGGUUCUUUUUCGGUUCGGUUCGAAUCCGGUUCUUUUCGUAGUCAUCCGAAACAGGUGCUUGGCGAAUUGCAUACUGGUUAGGCGAUAACAAAUUAGCUACGAUGGGUUGAACAGUUUUCCACUAUAUUUUCGCUUCUACGCGAAACUUUGGCGCAGUUCAAAGGCUUCCGAAUCGCUAUAAACAAAAUUUCCGAUAUUACUUCCAACCGGUGGGCGAAAUGUCAAAUUUAUUGCCCUACACAGGCAUUAACUUUUGCCCGCGUCGCACUCCAGCGCAAAGAGAGGACAUGCUUUUUAGAGGCACACGGAUGCGCCGUGCUAGAUAGUCCGGGUCCAAGAACAUAAUAUUUUUUUUCCAAUUAGUAAACUUUUCAUG